Molecule: messenger RNA, 1065 nt
Organism: Akanthomyces muscarius
Lineage: Eukaryota; Fungi; Ascomycota; Sordariomycetes; Hypocreales; Cordycipitaceae
Exons: 1
Coding region: 1-1065 (354 amino acids)
Molecular function (GO): oxidoreductase activity
Source: RefSeq, a predicted model, not a curated record
AUGCCCCCCCCGCCCUCAACAAUGAAAGUGGUCCACCAGCCGGACCCCAAGUCCACCAACCUUGUCCUCGACGACGGCCCACUGCCGGAGCGUGUACACCCCGAAGAUUGCCUGAUUCGCGUCUACACCGCAUCACCAUGCCUUGGCGAGCUUCACUGGGAGGAGUGGUUCCCGUCCCUAUUCGCCCCGGGCCGCGAGAGGGUCCCGUGCACUGAGGCUGCUGGUGUCGUAGUCGAGGCACCGCCGGCCGCAGCCCAACGCGACGAGGCCACGCCCGGCAAGCACAUCUUCAAAGAGGGCGACCACGUGUUUUUCCGCCUCAAGCCGGAAAUGACCGGAAACCUUCGGCAGUACACCGUCGCGCGCACGUCGCAGAUGGCGCGCAAGCCCAACAAUCUCGGCUGGGUCGAGGCCGGCGCCACGCCAUUGAGCGCCCUGACUGCCUGGCAGGGCGUCUUUGACCAGGGCGCUCUGGACCACCGCGGCCUGCUCGGUGACGCGGACGCCCGUCACAGGAACAGCAAGAUUCGAAUCCUCAUCACCGGCGCCGCAGGCGUGGUUGGCUCAUGGGCGGUACAGCUGGCCGCCCUGGCAGGCGCGGGCGCCGUGGUUGCUUACGCCGGAGGAACCUCGUCGGCCGACCAGGUCAAGAAGCUUGGCGCCACCGAGACCAUUGACUAUAAAAUAACCAAGCUAGACGUCUGGGUGGCGCAGGACCCUGAGCAGCGAUCCGUGGACGCUGUUCUGGAUUGCGUGGGCGGCCCUACGCUGGCGUCUUGCUGGCACGUGGUGAAACAGGGCGGCGUUUUGCUAAGUGUGGCUGGCGACCCGGCCCAGAACAGACCAGAGUCUGUGACGAAAACUACAUCCGUUGCCAAAUGGUUCCUGGUAGAGCCAAAGGGAAGCCAGCUCGCUCUGAUCGCGAAGCUCAUGGAAGAAGGAAAAUGCAGGACCAAAGUGGACAGUGCUGUCGAAUUUGAAGACUUUCAGACUGCUUUUGAAAAGGUAGAGCAGAAGACGGCCAAAGGGAAAAUUGUGAUCAAGAUUGCCAAAUUUGAUAAUUAA